AUGUCCUCAUCUAGAUCACUGGAGAAUGCGCUCGACGUUUCAUCAUCCUCUGAGAGUCUCUCCGAAGACGACGGCGAGGAAGGCUGGCAAGACGAAGAGAAUGAUGAAUUGCCUGACACAUUUGUAUCAUUAUAUGACAAUGACAAAUUUGACAGUGUGAUCGCGAUGUUCCAACAUUGCAAGGCUAAGUAUGAUUUUGACAUCUGGGCGAUUCAACAAAAGUUCGAUCUUGAUUUUAUAGGUCUCGUCAAGCUUGUAAAUUAUGUCCGCAAAUCAGUAGCGGGAGGAGAUCUUGACCCAGAUGUUUCGCGCAAGGCAUUGUUCGAGGACGAUUUUUACCUCCUACCUGUAAUGGAAAGUGACGCCGUUCUGUACAACCUUGAAGAAAUACUCAUGGCGAGCAGAACAGCCGGUAAGAGUGAACUGGAAGAACUGAAAGACCAGAUGGCGGCUCUACAGUCGCGUUUUGAUGCCUACAGAGACGAAGUAUCGAAAUUCCUCGAUCAGAAACUCAUGGCAGACGCAGCCAACUCGAUACCGUCGAACGGCGAAGAUCCGUCUGUCGACGGCCUUAAGCGAAAGGACGAUCGAGAUGCGGACUAUUUCCAUGGUUACUCCUUCAACGCUAUUCACGAGACGAUGCUCAAAGAUCGUGUAAGGACAGAUGCUUAUCGAGAUUUCAUCUAUGACAACAAAGACAUCUUUCAGGACAAGGUUGUGCUUGACGUGGGCUGCGGCACGGGUAUUUUAUCGAUGUUCUGUGCCAAAGCUGGAGCCAAGCAGGUCAUUGCUGUGGACAACUCAAAUAUUAUCCACACUGCAAGAGAGAUCAUACGCGGUAAUGGCCUUGAUGACAGGAUACAAUGCAUCAAAGGCAAGAUAGAAGAGGUUCAGCUACCAGUUGGCCAGGUUGACAUUAUAGUAUCGGAGUGGAUGGGCUACUGUUUGCUCUUUGAAUCGAUGCUCGACUCAGUCAUCUAUGCACGAGACCGCUACCUAGCACCAGGAGGGUUGAUGGUUCCCAGCCAUGCCGCACUAGUGAUUGCUCCCGUGGCCGAUUCGGAAAUUCGACAGACCCAUAUUGACUACUGGGCCGAUGUGUACGGCUUUGAUAUGCGGCCGAUGAUUCCACGAGCAAGCGAAGAAUGCCUGAUCAGAACACUGAACAAGGACGAUGUUUCUGGUGAGGGAACCAGUUUCAAGAUGUUGGACUUACACAAGGCGAAUGUGAGCGACUUGAGUUUUGUGUCUAAAUUCCAGCUGCAGCCUGCAACUUCCUCAGAGACGCUCGAUGGAUUUGCGAUAUGGUUCGAUACCUUCUUCAUCAGGAGCCCAAACAACGACAGCAGUGACUUGAGCAUCGAGAAUGCUAAAACGAAGGGUAUAGUUACUCUAUCGACUUCUCCGUAUACAGAAUUUACACACUGGGAGCAAGGUGUCUGUUUCGUUGACCGCGGAGGCAGGCUCCUAGAGGGAAAGGCCGUGCACGGAACCGUAGCAUUCAACAAAUCACAAACCGACUCUCGUGGACUGGACAUCCAGAUCCAAUGGCAGAUUGGGGGCUCAGAUGCGCAGACUCAAUCAUGGCGAUUGUAG
Messenger RNA from Lithohypha guttulata, 1596 nucleotides. RefSeq names its product Ribosomal protein arginine N-methyltransferase rmt3 (gene rmt3). The record is from RefSeq and is a predicted model, not a curated record. Bases 1 to 1596 code for a protein of 531 amino acids. Lineage: Eukaryota; Fungi; Ascomycota; Eurotiomycetes; Chaetothyriales; Trichomeriaceae. Gene Ontology annotation, molecular function: protein-arginine N-methyltransferase activity. The transcript has a single exon. Gene Ontology annotation, cellular component: nucleus. Gene Ontology annotation, biological process: peptidyl-arginine methylation.